This is a messenger RNA of Kockovaella imperatae, 1712 nucleotides long. RefSeq lists its product as hypothetical. The transcript has 10 exons. NCBI's taxonomy places the organism in Eukaryota, Fungi, Basidiomycota, Tremellomycetes, Tremellales, Cuniculitremaceae. The record is from RefSeq and is a predicted model, not a curated record. The coding region runs from base 9 to 1472 and encodes 487 amino acids.
CAUCUACCAUGUCAGGCCUCAGAGUAGAAGCUCCUCACAUCUGCAUCCCACCCUUCCCGAUAAGCCCACCAGACGUCAAGGCUCCAGCUUUCUCCGCAUAUCGAGUGAAGGGCAUCAGGACAAGGACCCUUCGCAGGGGAGACUGCACCACCCAGAUCUGUUCAGACUACAACGAGCAGUUUCUGAUCCAGAUUGAGGGACACGCGCCAAAGGAAUCAGUCAACCAGCCUAUCCCAAGCUCUAAAGCAUGGGACAUCGGCGAUCUUGGAGGGACCUGGGCGGAGCCUCCUGCCGUCGGUGAAGUGGAGUAUCCUCAACUGGUGCCUCCAUUCAGGCGACUGGUUUGGGCGACCGAAGAAUUUCAGCGCUCGAGGCGGGAAGCACUCUCUUUCGGGCGAACCAAAAGGCUAUUCGAGCAGCUUCGGAUCACUCUAGGACUGAAGACUUCCUUCCCUGGGCUGCAUCGAUCUGGUCACGGUGAGGGGGCUCUGCCAUAUACCUAUCCUGCGUCUGUGCGUAAGACUCAGUCAAAUCACGAUGAGACUGGGCAAAUGGAGUCUUGCGUACUCCUUGCCAAGACUGAAUCCAGCGUUCGUGGUCUUUUGGCCCUCGCUCGACGAAUUGUAGAGGCCGAAUGGGACUUAGCCCCAGCUAUCGAGCUAGCACGCAUGACCGCUGCCUUUCUCGCAUUCUUGCUUCACUUCAAAGUCCUCGAAGAGACCGACUACUCCGCCCCCAUCUCGAGGGCACUCAUGAUAGCUCAGGCAGCGCCUGAGGAGUUGAAAGCGUCUAAACGACUGGAGGACAUCGUUGGCGAUCCACUCGGUUGGAACCUGCUCUGCUGGAUGGCAUGGGGAGAUCAUUAUGCCUCUAGUGAAAGAGCAAGAGGGGAGUCGGCCAAAGGUCGAGAGCGCGAGAUACAAAGCUCUGAUGGGGGCUGGGGCCUUUCAGAACUGUCACCUCAAGAUCAAUUCACAGUCCAGCCGGACCAAGCACGACACCUCCUGGAAACCCGAUUUACGAAGCUCAUUUUUCACGAAGUCAAGGUGCUUUCCUACAUCCCUUUCUCUAGGCGAAAGGUCAAGGCUAUCGUGGCUCCAAGCUCACCCGGAGAGUCGGACAAUUUCAGGGACACUCACUGGAGAGUCACGACAGUAGCUGCGCCCUGGACCGAUGACGAGUCCUGGAGUCACCAAACCGCGCACGUGUCCGAAGUCAACCAGGCUCAGCUCCCAAACCAAAUUGAUUUUGAGGCGGAGAAGCAGAGGGGCGAGGAGCCCACAGAGAUAGAUAUCUGGAUCGAUGGAACCGACUUUGAAUAUGAUUGGACUUCCGUGAUCGGAAGCGGACUUCGCGGUCGAUGGGCACUCAUCGGAGAUAGCGAGCAGAGUGCAUGGUGGGUCUUCAAGGCCAGAGAUUAUAUUCUUCCUCGCUUCUGGCAGCCCAUCAACGCAGGUCCGCGAAAAAUGUGACCCCUGCAAUGGUCAUGUGAAGGUUUCGUCGGCGGAAACGAGGAUGCAUGUAGCAUAAAAUAACGAGAUACACGAGACUUGGACAUCUUGUCCAUCUCAUGACAUUUGUCGUUCGGGAUCCCAUCAAUCAGGUUUUUCUGUUGAAAUUGCUCUAUAAUUAGAGCCUUCUACAGGCAUUGCGGGUGUUCAGAUGCCAGUCAUCAGCUGUAAGUGGUCAUUGAUAUACAUUGAUAUUUUCAC